UACAGGUGGGGUCCUCCCCAUUUAGGUUCAGUGACUGCCUGGAGCUCUGAUUGCCUGACUUCCAAACUGGAAACCACAUGAAAAUAUAUUCUCCAACAAUUACAACACAAUCUAGCGAGCGAGGAAUCAAGGCGUCGCCGUAACCACGUGGAAACUAUCGAACCGCGCACAACUUUACGACAGCACGACGGCAAACCGCACGCGCCCGAUGGCAGACAGCGCGCCGCCCAAUAAGGCGGGCAACGGCGCGGCGGACACGACGGCCAGCGGGCCAUUCUACGAGAAGCAACGGCAGCGACUUAAGGAACUCAUUGCCAGGAAGCGGACGCUCGAGAAGCGUAUCGCUCUGCAAGAAGACUCCAUCUACAAAAAGGAAACCGAGUACCUGGAGAACACGCCCGGCGGCAACAUCAUCACGGGCUUCGACAACUACACCAAGGGCACAGGCAACGCGGCGUCGGCGCGGCGCAAGACGGGGCUGACGGACGCGAACCGUGUCUUCUCGCGCAGCUCGACGUCGUAUAACUCGAGCGCAGACGCGCAAACUCCGGUCUCAACGCCCGCGUCGCACGCCCCCACACCGCUGUCAACCUCGUUCAGCAAUAAGGACAAGGACGGCGCUGCCUCAGGCGGCAUGCCUACGCCAACUUCGGCCACGGCCGCGACUUCCAAAAAUGCGUCAAAGAAGGGCAAGCGCGCGACCGCUGCUACGGCUGCAGCCGCGGCGGCGGUUGCUGCUGCGGCCUCGACCAGCGGUGCCGGCGGUGGCGGAGAGGACAGCGAAACGGACUCGCGCGAGACCAAGAAAGUGCGGACCAACUUUGGGGCGGUGCGCAAGUGAAGCCGUUGCCUGUUCUGUUUUUUUAUUAAUGAGAGUAUGGGUUUAAGUACGAUUAU
Molecule: messenger RNA, 897 nt
Organism: Lasiosphaeria miniovina
Lineage: Eukaryota; Fungi; Ascomycota; Sordariomycetes; Sordariales; Lasiosphaeriaceae
Product: histone acetyltransferase subunit NuA4-domain-containing protein
Exons: 3
Coding region: 209-841 (210 amino acids)
Cellular component (GO): NuA4 histone acetyltransferase complex
Source: RefSeq, a predicted model, not a curated record